Liolophura sinensis is the source of this 1756-nucleotide messenger RNA. RefSeq lists its product as uncharacterized. The transcript has a single exon. Bases 1 to 981 code for a protein of 326 amino acids. Lineage: Eukaryota; Metazoa; Mollusca; Polyplacophora; Chitonida; Chitonidae. The record is from RefSeq and is a predicted model, not a curated record.
AUGUUUACUGAGAGACAUCGGGAUGAGCUGAAGACAAAAGGCAUGACAGUCGUUGAGGGCGUGUUAGAAGGCUCGCUAUGCCAAAGUUGUGUUGCUCAGUAUGACGAAUGGCUGUCCGAGUUUACAGAGAAAGGCGCGUGGCCCCGCUCCUACAACUCGAUCAUCCAUCAUUACAGCAUCGGUUACUCUGACCCGUCCUGGAGAGUCCGGCUUGCCGCAAAGCCCGUUUUUUCCAAGCUGUGGGGCACAGAUAAGUUGCUCAGUAGUGUGGACGCCAUCGCUGUAGGGCGUCCGCCGGAGGGUGGCGAAGAACCUUUCCACACCCCCGGCGAACACUGGCUCCAUGUCGACCAGUUCCCGGAACAACGAGGUCUACACUCUUACCAAGGGGCAGUCUACCUGGAGACGGCUGACGAAGACGACUGGACAUUUUGCGUCAUCGAAGGAUCCCACAACCUCCUGGAAGAAUUCAAGGAAGCUAAACCUGACUUUAACAUUCGGAUCCCGAACGUGAUGUCCUGCAGGCUGCAGAAAGAUGACACUUUGUGGUUUGAAGAGCGAGGGUGUAAGCUCAAAAGAGUGCCUGUACCAAGGGGAGGAAUGGUGCUAUGGGACUCACGACUUGUCCACGCCAACGCACGUGCCCUUCAGGGGAGACAACACGCCGGUAGAUGGCGCAGAGUUGUAUUCGUCUGCAUGACACCAGCGAUUUGGGCGCCGGAAAAAGAUAUCGAAAAGAAAGUUGAUGCAUACAACAGACUUGUAUUAACAGCCCAUCGAGCAUCUCAGUAUGUCGUACUUUUCCCCAAAUCACCGCCGGAAGGAUUUAUUGAUAUUCCAGCCAUUACUGAAAUGCCCGAGAUAGGCCGAUCGGAGGACGCCAAGAGGCUUUGUGGAGUAGUGAAGUAUGAUUUUGACGAUGGCGAACCGAAUGGACCAGACUGGUCUCCGAAAUGGGACAAUGAUGUAAUUCGGCAGUAAUUACAACGGUUUGGUAUGAAACACGAGAACGGGACGAUGGAGCACAACAAUGUUACUGCAUUCGCACAUGUAUAGGGACGUUUUUCAAGACGGACCAAUGUGUGCUUUAAUUUCAGGUCUUAUUGUAUGCAUUGAUGAUGACACAUUGUGGGACCGUGCAUUAUACAUUACUUGUAACCGAAAGACUCACUCAUUAUGUUAACAAUACAGUUUCUCUGAUGCGAGUAUAGAUUAUUAUAUGAAAAUAAUCUAAACAGAGAAUUUUAUAUGGAGUUAUCUACAGGCCUUGGUCAAGGACUGGCAUGUUUAAAUUGUAAAUUAAAAUUUGUACAUCUAGAGGAUGCGGAUAAAUGAUUGUUUUUGUUGUUUUGGUUAAUCGCCAUUGUCGUUUAAUUUCUCACAUUCAAAACAGACAUCUACACGCGAGUCACUAUGGACACAGAAAAUGUAAUAUCUGACCUCAUGGACUAUGAGAAUGUAAUAUCUAACUCAUGGACUAUGACAAUGCAAUAUCUGAUUCCAAGAGCUGUGAAAAUCUAAUAUCUGGCUCCACGGACUAUGUGAAGGUAAUAUCUGGCGUCAUUGACUCGCUGUGAGAAUGUAACAUCUGACUCCGUGGACUGUGAGAAUGGAAUAUUUAAAUGCAUGGACUGUGAAAGUGUAACAUGUAACUCCAUGGACUGUGUGAAAAUAAUAUCUGGCUAUCCACUCUGAGAAUGUAACAUCCGACUAUCAACUGUCAGAAUGUAAUAUUUGAUUCCAUGGACUUGUAAAA